Messenger RNA from Condylostylus longicornis, 576 nucleotides. RefSeq names its product zinc finger protein 43-like. The coding region runs from base 1 to 576 and encodes 191 amino acids. The record is from RefSeq and is a predicted model, not a curated record. The transcript has 5 exons. NCBI's taxonomy places the organism in Eukaryota, Metazoa, Arthropoda, Insecta, Diptera, Dolichopodidae.
AUGCCGCGUAGUAUAUUUUCUUCAAGAUUCGAUAGUGAAAGAAUAAAAAUAAAUAAUCAAUUAGAUGAAAUAAUCAAAAAAUUUCCAAUGUUAUUUCCAAAUCUUGUAACAAUGCCGAAAAUUAAAGAGAAGAAACAGUUUCCUGCCUUCACUGAAUCCAAUUUGAAUUCAAAAAAAACAGAUCGUUGUACGAAAAUAUUAAAAUCAAGUGAUUGGUAUAGCAGCAAUCAAAUCUCCAUAACAACACGCUUUCAACUUGAAAGAAUUUUCGGAUUUGAAAUUUUGGAAAGAUAUAAAGGUUUCCCAAAAAGCAAUAACUUUGAUCGGCCUUGGGUUUUACAAGGACAUACAAGAUUACAUACUGGUGAAAAACCAUUUAAAUGCCCUCAUGAAUCAUGUAAUAAAUGCUUUGCUGACAGAUCUAAUUUGAGAGCACAUCAAAGAACUAAAGGUCACCAUAAUUGGAAAUAUCAAUGUUCACAAUGUACAAAAGCAUUCAGCCAAAAGAAUUAUAUGAAUCGGCAUCGUUUGCAAGCAUGCCGAAAGUAUUUAGCUAAACAAGACAAAACUGAAUAA